Cinara cedri is the source of this 2934-nucleotide messenger RNA. The record is from the annotation of a GenBank genome assembly. NCBI's taxonomy places the organism in Eukaryota, Metazoa, Arthropoda, Insecta, Hemiptera, Aphididae.
AUGCGUGACACCACUCCAUUGCAUGCGUUUCUCAACCUGGCGCGUCAACUAGCUAGGGAACCUUGCACGGAACUUAACUGGAGUAGGUUUGUCGAUCUGGUAGACCAGAUGACAGCGGAGGCCGCUAUCAUCGUUAAAUUACCGGUAAGGACGGAGAAAGGAGCAUCAAGUAGGCGUUCUGCGAUCGAUCCGAACGACGCUCAAGGAAUUCAGACGCUUUACAGACGUAACCGACGUCGAGCAGUCCGCGUGAUCAUCAGCGGCGAAGGUAUGACGUGUGACAUCCCUACUGAGGAAGUGGAAGCCCAUUUUCGCCGUGUGUGGGCACCGUCAGAGUGCGACACAUCGGCGUACAUCCCGGUUGAGGGCAGGGAGCCCAUGCCGUCAGGCCCGUUUUCCAACGCGGAAGUAGCAAAGAGGCUACAGAAAUUCGAGAACACUGCUCCCGGGGAUGACGGACUAACCUACAGUCACUGGAGGAGAUUAGACCCUGGAUGCAGCAUCCUAACAGAAAUCAUUAAUACCUGCUUGCGGUACAGGCGAGUUCCGGCGGUGUGGAAACGUUCGGUCACUGUUCUAAUUUAUAAGAAGGGUGAUGUGACUGACGUUACUAAUUGGAGGCCUAUUUCCCUCAGCAGAACUCUGUACAAGUUAUACGCUGGGUGCAUUGCAGGUCGUCUCACGGAUUGGCUGAUCCGAAACAGGGUACUUAGUCCUUGCCAGAAGGGGUUCCUACCUGCGGACGGAGCGUUCGAACAUGUCCACACGCUUAAUCGGUCUCUCGAAAAGGCGAGGACCGGUCGAGCCGAUAGGUGUGUGGCGUGGCUCGAUAUAUCGAACGCGUUCGGUGCAAUUCCACAUAUGGCCCUGGAGGCAGCCAUCUCGGCGUGCGGGGCUGGAAAUGGUCUGGUCGAGAUCAUCAGGGAUCUAUACGACGGGGCUUCGGCAAGCGUUAGCGUAGCUGCGGGAACUACAGCAGCCAUUGAUAUUAGGUCGGGCAUUAAACAAGGUUGCCCGCUUAGUGGCCUACUAUUCAUUCUGGCCAUUGACCCUGUGGUAACGGCCAUUCAGGGAGAAGCCGAACUCCACCGUGUCCUGGCAUUUGCAGACGAUUUGUGCCUCAUCGAAAACUCGCCAGAGGCAUUGCAACGAUCGAUAGACGCCACACGCACACGACUAAGAUCAAUUGGUCCGCAGCUGAAUGCGGCCAAGUGUGCGUCGCUACAUUUGUCCGGCUGUACGCCUGUUGGGGUGCGGGGGACCAGUUUCCAAGUAGAUGGUGUCCUGAUGAAGCUUUUGAGGGAAGGCGAGGCAGCCACAUUUUUAGGAGCCCAAGUAGGCUUUAACAUCGUCCCUCGAAUGGCCUCCCUGGCUGAAAUAACAGACAUUGGUCUAAAGAUAGCACGGAGUAAGCUGGCCCCGUGGCAACGGAUUGACGCCCUCAAAACUUUCUUCUACCCAUCUACUGUCCACAUGCAACGAAUGGGAACUUUUUCAAAAUCCGACUGGGCCACGAUAGAUCGGAUCCUCCGGCCAGAAUUAAAAAAGACUUUCUAUCUUCCGCAGGAGGCCUCCGGAGAGUUCCUCUAUGGCUCGGCGAAACGUGGUGGAUGCGGCAUACGGCUGCUCGCGGAAGACAGUGACAUUGCAGCAGUCGAUAGCAGUUUCAAACUACUCACGUCACCGGACCUUCGCCUAGCAUCAGACGCGGCAACCCAUGCAAAAGAAACGACUGGGAGGCGUCUACGGAAAAAUGCAGACUCAACUGAAGUAGGUCUUUACCUGUCAGGAGAAGAGAACGGUGUAUUCCGUGAAACACGUGGAUAUGGUGGUGUGACCAAUGUUUGGUCAAGAGCACGUAAUGCAUCGAAACGACUAGGCGUCUCUUGGACUGUGGAUGGUGACAAUACAGCCAUUACCUAUGACGGGGCGGUUUUACGGCGAAAACAACGUCGAGAGAUAAUGAGAACCAUCCGUGAAUCACUCCGUCUAAAAAGGUCUGAGACCCUUACUGCAAAACCGGACCAAGGCAGGGCCAUGGAGUGCGUAGCAGCGGACUUGGCGUCUACACACUUUAUCAAGUCAGGAGAUUUCACGCGGUUCGCGGACUGGAGGUUUAUCCACAGGGCGAGGCUGAACUUGGUGCCGCUGAACGGCUCCUCGUCAUGGAGGACUGGUGACCGUAGGUGUCGGCGAUGUGGGUACACAACAGAAAGCUUAUCCCACGUCGUCGAUCACUGUAUGCGAUACACCGCGCUCUACAUGGCCAGGCACAAUUCUAUAGUGGCUAGGAUCAAAAAAGCAGCCGGGACGCGGUUCCAGGUGAUCGCCGAGAACACAACGAUUGGGACACAGAAACUACGGCCGGACCUAGUGAUUAAGAGAGGAAAGACGGUUCUCAUUAUCGAUGUAACGGUCCCGUUCGAUAACAGAAUGGCUGCUUUUGAAGUUGCGGCCAGAUCGAAAAAAGAAAAAUACGAACAACUAAGAGCGGAGCUUGCUAGCGAGCAUGGAGCUGCUGAGGUAGUCCCAUUCAUUGUCGGCGCACUGGGAUCAUGGGACCCUAAUAAUAAUAAAUUUAUGCGCCAGUUAUGCAGCCGGAAAUAUGGGGACCUGAUGCGAAAAUUGUGCGUAAGCGAUACCAUCAGGUCCAGCAGAAAUAUAUACAUUGAACAUAUUACGGGAGUUCGGCAGGAGCCGGAUUUAAUUUAAUUUAAAGUUUAUACUAUCUUUCUUUUUUAUAUACAUUAUUUUUUUUUUCCUUUUUCUGUACACUUCCUGAAACAUACACAAAUAAAAUCUGUUCUUAUCAGCUUAACAUCUGAUACACUUCCACGUGAAGUGCCAUAUGUUAAACUAAUUUUUGAAAACAGGCGGAGAAUUUGGAGCUUGCUCCUACUCCGCCACGGGUUGAUCCGGUAUUGCAGUACCACC